AUGGAGACUCCUGCGAGAUCUAGCCGCGCGCAUCGUCUCAACCGGGGUCCGCUAUAUUUUCAGCCAUGGUCGUUGCCUGCAGUCGCUAUUGUCCUCGUCGUGGUCACGAUGUUGUCUGGGAGGGCUGUGGGAGAAUUGAUACAAACGGGGGACAAUGGGGACCUGAUAAACCGCAGUGGGCUUGUUAUGUCCACCACGGACGGAACACGGACAUACUCAGUCCCAAUAAACCAACUGCCACUAGAUGCCAAUCACGAUCAAGCUAAUACAAGGAAAGUGAAGAACUUUGUCAACAACCUAGUCCUGUACACUUCCGAUACGGACCGGGAAUUCUCCACUGGCAACUUGGCAUUCAUAUCCUGCGACUCCUCCAACGGAAAUAAUGCCUCCGCUGCCUUCCUCAAAGCAAUCUCCCAGAAACCCCAACCAUACUGCGUGAUAUUCUACACCGUCGAGCACGACUAUUGCGACUACAAUCCACAGCAAGACUACAAUUACGACCUCGUAUUUACAACCCUCGACAGAGAAUCUGCAAACGACUUCCAGCUCCUCAUGAAUACCACCGGCGAUAAGCUCGAUGUCACGAUAAACUAUGACAGCAGCGUCGAAGAUCAGCCAACCCAACAGGACCGAAACAGCUUGUCUUCCAACCAGAAUAACAGCGUUCUGGGACCCUCGCCGUCUACAAGCGUGGCGUUGAUAAUCCUCUACAGCAUCACCGGAGUUAUCACUGCGUUGUUCCUGCUUAUCAUCCUGAUCGGUGCAAUCCGGGCCCACAGGCAUCCGGAACGUUACGGCCCGCGAGCGCCCCGGUUUGGCCGCCCCCGCCAGUCACGAGCCAAAGGCCUUGCAAGAGCAGUCUUGGACACCCUGCCGAUCGUCCGUUUCGGAGACCCGCCAGCUCCGGAAGGUGCCAAUGAUGGGAUUGUCAAACCAACUGACCUGGAGAUGGCACCUGACUCAAUCACAUCCAGGACAUCCGAAGAUGAUCGUAGAAGGUCUGUCGUGCCUUCGGUAGCAUCACAGUCCACCCCGAGUGUAAGUGGAAUUGCGCCGGUUUCUGGUGAGGAUGCUGCUGCGAGGGAGGGUGCCGAGCCGGCGGUGAUGUCAACGUCAGAGAUGGAUCCGUCGCAGCUGAGGUGCCCGGUUUGUAUGGAAGACUUUGAGUCUGGAGUGGAUCUGCGUGUCCUGCCGUGCCAUCACAGUUUCCACCCAGAUUGUAUUGACCCAUGGCUACUUAACGUUGCUGGUUCCUGUCCAUUAUGCCGUAUCGACCUCCGCCCUGAAGACCAGCGUCAAUCCAUCGAAGUAACCCCUCCACCAGCCCCAGAACCAGUUCAGAGUGGCAGCCGCAUAAUGCGCUAUCUCGAUAUCGCACGCGGCAGCUCUUCAAGUGACGAACGCAUGGCCGCCUUGAGGCAGCUGCGAGAAGAGAACGGCACCAGACCGCCAAGGAGCCGCGCGCCAGAGUUGGGGAUCAGUAGACUGAGAAGGGUCUUUAACCGGCGCAUGAGCGGGAGUAGAGCGGGCUCGUCGGUUACGGUUAAUGAGCCUGCGCCUCCGGCGGCUGAAGUGGCGGGUGCGGAGACGGCACGGGGGGGUGUGGGGUUGACGACGAUUAAUAGUGCUGAUGUGGAGAGACCUGCUCCUGCAGUCCUUAGCGACAACAGUCAGCGUUAA
Molecule: messenger RNA, 1680 nt
Organism: Morchella sextelata
Lineage: Eukaryota; Fungi; Ascomycota; Pezizomycetes; Pezizales; Morchellaceae
Exons: 3
Coding region: 1-1680 (559 amino acids)
Source: RefSeq, a predicted model, not a curated record